Molecule: messenger RNA, 222 nt
Organism: Spirodela intermedia
Lineage: Eukaryota; Viridiplantae; Streptophyta; Magnoliopsida; Alismatales; Araceae
Source: the annotation of a GenBank genome assembly
AUGUCCUUGGGGGAGACCGUGGCGGGGCGGGGGAGCACCGCGGCCAGCUCGGGGAAAUUGAGGCAGGCUGACUGGCCCUUGAUUGUCAGCGCCGCCACAUCGUGCGCUCGCGCCGCCAUCUCAGCGGUGGCGAAGGUCCCGAGCCAAAUCCGAGACUUCUUCCUCGGCUCUCGAAUCUCGGACACCCAUUUCCCCCACUUGCGCAUGCGCACACCCCGGUAA